AUGGCAUUAAGGGAAAAUGAAAAGAGUCGUCAUCGUAGUGCACGGAGAAUAGCAAGCGCUAUGAAAGAUGAUGGUGCCCAAAAGCAAGCAAGGGCACGUGAUUUAGAAGCCAGGUGCAAAGCGCGAAAGGAUGCGAUAUUGAGGGAACAUGAGAGAAGACUCGAUCGCAGUUCACGGAGAAUAGCUAGAGGGAAGAAGGACGCUGAUGUGAGGAGCCAAGAAAGAGCGCGUGAUUUGGAAGCCAAGCGUAAAUUACGAAAAAAUGCAGUAUUGAGGGAAACUGAGAAAAGUCGUGAUCGCAGUGCACGGAGGGUUGCUAGAAGUAGGAAGGACACUGACACGAGAAGCCAAGAAAGAUCACGUGAUUUGCAAUCCCGGCGCAAAGUUAGAAAGGAUACUAUAUUCAGGGAACAUGAGAAAAGUUUCGAUCGCAGUGCACGCAGGAUCGCUAGGGACGAUGUUGGUGUACGAAGCCUAGAAAGAGCUCGUGACUUAAAUGCACGUCAAAGGGUAACGCAGGAUCCGCAACAAAGGCAAAUAGAGAAGGUUCGCGAUACGAGAACACGUCGAAAAGCUCGUAAAAAUAUUGAAAAUCGGGGAUUGGAGAGAGAGGGGGAUUCAGAAGCACGGCGCAAAAUGCGUAACAAUCCUAAAUUUAGGGAAGUGGAAAGGCUACGUGAUAGGGAUGCACGUCAAAAAAUGCGGAAACUUCUAGGAUAUAGGAUUUGGGAACAAGUUCGUAACAGUCAUGCACGUUGUAAGCUCCGCAGUUGUAAAAUAUACAGGCAGAGAGAACAAUGUGGCGACAAUAUCGCGCAAAAGCUUGUACGAAUGGUACGGUUAUAUAGAACUGAAGAACAAAUGCGAAACACGGAAGCACGUAGGAAAGCUCGUAGAAAUAUUCUUUUCAGAAGUAAGGAGCGAUAUGAAGAUAAGAAGUUAAGGAAAGCUGGACGACGCAAUGAACGAUACAGGAAGUUGGAGCGUAAACGUGAUGCCACAGCCAGACGGACUGCUCGAUCUGAUCGGCAAAAUCUGCAAAGUGAAAAGGAAUAA
Messenger RNA from Hermetia illucens (black soldier fly), 1056 nucleotides. RefSeq names its product peptidyl-prolyl cis-trans isomerase G-like. Lineage: Eukaryota; Metazoa; Arthropoda; Insecta; Diptera; Stratiomyidae. The record is from RefSeq and is a predicted model, not a curated record. The transcript has a single exon. The coding region runs from base 1 to 1056 and encodes 351 amino acids.